GGUUUAAGUUCAAUACUUUCCAUUCUGUGCACUUUCAACGAAAGUCGAGGAACAUUUCUUUCGUCUGACUGAGUUUUCUGUUCUUGAAUACUCGAUUUCACCAUCAAGAGAGCGCACAAGAGGCCGAAAUAGACAUGGAAGAGGUGAGAGGGCCGCGUAAACUGCGGAAACGGUCACGAAGCGAAAGUUCCGAUGAUUCGACCUCCUCAAGUUCGGAAAGAUCUAAGCUAAAGAAAACAACGAAUGGAUUUUGCAAUAAUAAGUCCAGCAAAUUGGCCGACGAUCAAGCAGUUUAUGGGCGAAGAAUACCUUAUUUCGGCGAAAAUUCAAUCAAUGAUAUCUUAAAGGUUGUGUCUCUUCAGUCAUUCUCCAAUCCUCGGCUGUCGUUGUUGAAUGAUGGUGAAAGAGACGUACAAAAGCUGUCGAGUAGGGCAGAGUCGGACUGCCUGUCUGAUUCGUCAAGUGAAGAAUUAUCCCGCAAAGAGAGGUCAGAUUCGUUCAGCGAAGAAACAGGAGGAUCAGGCGAACAUUCGAAUCUUGGGUUGCCUUCGAACAAAUCCCGCGGCAGACGAAACGAUUUCAAGAAUGGUAGCAGUGGGAUUACAGAGGCAAUUGGAAAAGAUCAAAGAUAUUGGGAGAAACGGCAGCGAAAUAACGCUUCCGCGAAGCGUUCACGAGAUGCAAGACGCGUGCGAGAACUUGAGACUCAAAUUAGAGCCGAAUACCUCGAAGAUGAAAACUAUCGGCUGAAAGUUGAAAAUGAAGUUUUACGAGAGGAGAACGCGCGACUACUCAAAACCAUCGAGAGGCUAAAACAACAUAGCUCCAACAAAGACUAAAUCGAAUGAUCUAGCUUGUGUAAUACUGUAUUUUAUUUUGCGUGAAUAACUCCGAGGGACAGAUUCCAUGAAUUGACUUCAUCAAAUUUAAAUUGUAUCCUUUUAUUUCACCACUGUAUAGAUUUAUUACCUCGUGAGCGCAAAGAGGUUUUCCACUAUCCAUAUGUUCAGGUUUGCUUAGGAGUGACGCAACCUACUCGUCUGCCUUUCCCGCCGUAGUGAAUUUCAUAAUUUCCAUCGCAAUGAUAGGCGGCGUAUUCUUGAUAGAAUAUUCAUGCUUACGAAAUAGUGAACUCGAUUUAAUAGCCCCAAAAGGUGGCAUUUUAUAUUCGUUUAGCUUUAUUUUGUGAGAUAUCUCAAGGUAUCGAGGUUUUUUCGUGACAAAAGAAGUGAUGCAAAUUUUUGUUCAUUUGGAUACAAACUAAGACCUCUACGGAUACGUCGCGUGAUAAACAGAAUAAUGUAUCUCGAAUCUGUGUCGUGAAAACCGCGAAGCAAAGAUUGGAAUUUGCUCCUAGAAGCUGCUAUUUGAUACAAAGAUAUUCUUUUGACAUAGUGGCGGUUUGAAUUAGUUCUAACUCAGACGACUAUCACGUGCCUAAGAAGGCUUUGAGCUGGAAGAACAAAUGUGAAAGUGUUUACGCACGAGAUCGGCAGUAUGUACAACUCGUCUAAACAUGUAUUUCGUCGAAGGCAGUGAUGAAAGGGAAGUUCUUAUUGGAAGAACUGUAAUCUUUUUCUAAAUGGCUUCGGAAAAGUCUUGAAGAAAGAAGGUUUCUUGUCGAUUGAAACAACUGGCACGUGAAAUCUGAGCUUAUAGAUUAUGCAGACAUUUUGUUAUUUCGGGUGUAGAAACCAGUCGCCAUGUAUAUUUAUGUGUUUUAAAAUAUAAGUGGUGUAACCUACUAGGGUCAAUGAAAUCAUUAGAAAUGAUUUUCAACUGCGAUCAGAAGAAUUUUUUAAGACUAUACUCAGAAACUUUUCAGUGCUGUAGAAUUUAAGACCUGUAAAUUUUGAAAAAAUGUAUGUGAUAGAGACCUCACAGUUGCCCCCGUGUAAAACGGAAUGUAUAAAAAUAACUUGUUGUGGCUGAAUGUGCCCUUUGUAUUUGUUGAAGUGGUUUAUUAACAAGAUUGAAACGUUGAAAAUAGUGAAACAAAGAUUCAAGUGAAACUCUUGGAUGUGAAAAUUUCAAAAUAUAGCGUGCUGCCUACUGUUGAAUGUUAAUUAACUUCGUCUGUCCUGAUAUGAAUGUUUCUGUAGUCAAUCAAUCUGCAAUAGGCUUACUGAACCCAGCAUUAACAUAUUUUGUUCCAGAUUAACAAUCGUGCAAAGCUGGUUUGUGUUUGAGGGACAAACCUUUAAAAAAAAAAAAAAAAAACAGCAGCAUUUACACAAUAUGCUAUUUGUCAUAGAUGUGACAAAUUUUAUCAACUUCUCAACCACUACAUGGUGGCACUGAUAUGAAAGAAUAUUAUUAUCAGUAUUAAAUAUUCUUUCCUGUUUAAAAAAUAAAAACUGACUUCACUGACUCAAUCUAUACAGUUAAGAAUCAAACAAGCUUGAAGUGUUAAAAGACCUACAGGCAACCUAGAUACUCAAGUAACUGUAGAAAGGGAUCUGCUUUCCUGUUUACUAUUAAAAGUAUAUUGCUAGAUAAGCCUUGCUUGUGCUGUGGCAUUUUAGUUAAAAUGGAUAUGACUACAUGAGUUUUAUUAAUAACAAUCUAUAACAAUCUAUGAUUACUGGGGCAUGUUUCGGCCAUGCUCUUUGAAACUUUUUUUUUUUUAACACAAGUAAUUUGCUAAAAAUACUUAAAACUCCUUUCACCGCAGUUCUAUGAACACUUUGUAACAACAUGUAUUUAAUAAUUGUAUUUCACUUUUCAUAUUAACAACACUGUAGCCAGUAACUGCUUAACAUAGUAGUUAGGACAGCUCCAAUAGCUGUGGUUCAUGAAACUUAUUUCUCAAAAGAAUACUGGACAAUUGUUGAAAUAAAAGACAAACAGCACUUCAA
Molecule: messenger RNA, 2858 nt
Organism: Pocillopora verrucosa
Lineage: Eukaryota; Metazoa; Cnidaria; Anthozoa; Scleractinia; Pocilloporidae
Product: protein giant-like
Biological process (GO): regulation of transcription by RNA polymerase II
Cellular component (GO): nucleus
Molecular function (GO): DNA-binding transcription factor activity, RNA polymerase II-specific; RNA polymerase II cis-regulatory region sequence-specific DNA binding
Source: RefSeq, a predicted model, not a curated record